CUCGCUCCGGUCGGCGAUCAUGGCGGCUGCGGCCACGAUGGCGACCUCGGGGUCUGCGCGGAAGCGGCUGCUCAAGGAAGAAGACAUGACAAAGGUGGAGUUCGAGACCAGCGAGGAGGUGGACGUCACGCCCACGUUUGACACCAUGGGCCUGCGGGAGGACCUGCUGCGCGGCAUCUACGCCUACGGUUUUGAAAAGCCAUCAGCAAUUCAGCAGCGAGCCAUCAAGCAGAUAAUUAAAGGGAGGGAUGUCAUUGCUCAGUCUCAGUCUGGUACCGGCAAGACGGCCACUUUCAGUAUUUCCGUCCUCCAGUGUCUGGAUAUUCAGGUCCGGGAAACCCAAGCUCUGAUUCUGGCUCCCACGAGAGAGUUAGCUGUGCAGAUUCAGAAGGGCCUGCUUGCUCUUGGCGACUACAUGAACGUCCAGUGUCACGCCUGCAUCGGGGGCACCAACGUGGGGGAGGACAUCAGGAAGCUGGACUACGGGCAGCAUGUCGUCGCUGGCACACCUGGCCGCGUCUUUGACAUGAUCCGGCGCCGGAGCCUGAGGACACGAGCCAUCAAGAUGCUGGUCUUGGAUGAGGCCGAUGAGAUGCUCAACAAAGGUUUCAAAGAACAGAUCUAUGACGUGUACAGGUACUUGCCUCCGGCCACACAGGUGGUGCUCAUCAGUGCCACGCUGCCCCACGAGAUCCUGGAGAUGACCAACAAGUUCAUGACCGACCCCAUCCGCAUCUUGGUGAAACGUGAUGAACUGACCCUGGAAGGCAUCAAGCAGUUCUUCGUGGCUGUGGAACGGGAAGAGUGGAAGUUCGACACCCUGUGUGACCUGUACGACACGCUGACCAUCACGCAGGCGGUCAUCUUCUGCAACACCAAGAGGAAGGUUGACUGGUUGACGGAGAAGAUGCGAGAAGCCAACUUCACUGUCUCCUCGAUGCAUGGCGACAUGCCCCAGAAGGAGCGAGAGUCCAUUAUGAAGGAGUUCAGAUCCGGCGCCAGGUCAGUCCCGGGCUUAGGAGACCCCUUGACUGCUGGGGUUCCUGUAAGCUACAGCACAACUGAGCUGGUCCCUCUCAUGGGUCCCAGAAUUGGGCGUUCUGGGCGAUAUGGCCGGAAGGGUGUGGCCAUCAACUUCGUGAAGAACGACGACAUCCGCAUCCUCCGAGACAUCGAGCAGUACUACUCCACCCAGAUCGACGAGAUGCCCAUGAACGUUGCGGAUCUGAUCUGA
This is a messenger RNA of Elephantulus edwardii (Cape elephant shrew), 1234 nucleotides long. It is a transcript of the gene EIF4A3, whose product is annotated as eukaryotic translation initiation factor 4A3. NCBI's taxonomy places the organism in Eukaryota, Metazoa, Chordata, Mammalia, Macroscelidea, Macroscelididae. Gene Ontology annotation, cellular component: nucleolus; catalytic step 2 spliceosome. The transcript has 11 exons. The record is from RefSeq and is a predicted model, not a curated record. Gene Ontology annotation, molecular function: RNA helicase activity; mRNA binding; ATP binding. Bases 20 to 1234 code for a protein of 404 amino acids.